UGCAACUCAUCUAGCACUUUGGACACAGCGAUGAGAUGAUGUCAUAGUGAGAGGAAGAAGAGUUGUAGGAGAGAUGUGGAGUGUGUGCAAGCCUCCGCAAGGGGGAGGAAGAGAGAGAGAAACAGAUGGAUGGAGAAGUGAAGAGUGAAUAAGGCAGAAGUGUGAGGGAGAGCGAGAGAACGAGAGAGAGAGAGAAGGAGAAUGGGUGAAAGUGUGUGAACACUCACACACAGCCGAGGGUGGAUGUGUUCUUAGCAACAAGCCCGAGGAGUGUAGGAGGAAGAGACGGGAGAAUCAGAGAUAGAGGAGUGGAACACUGACACAAAUGUGUGUGAAGGAGCAGGAAUAAGAAUUACGCGUAUAUUUGAAUGAAUUAUAGUUCGUCAAUAAUUGAAAUGAGAAGAUUGCAUUGAGGAGCUUGCCAGGACUACAUAGACUUUAACUUGUGCUAUAAUAGAGAACAUAAGGAACUGACAUUGAUUUCUUUUUAAGGUUAAUUUAUUGGAUUAUUGUGGAAGCUCUCUGGAGCUUUGGAUAAAAGCUAAAUCUGUCGUUUUCACUCUAUUUUUGACAUUUAUUUUAUCUUUGGACUUGAACCAGUCCCUUUCUACAUUUGAAUCACAAUGUGGAGCUCUUUUUAUAAUUCGACUCUGUUGGAAAAUUCUCACUAUAUUUUUCAUAUAGACAUGUGGUUUAACUGAUCUGUGCAGCUUCAACGUGAUGCUGUAUUUCAAGCCUGAGUAAUGUGAUUCAGCUCUACAGCAUGGAAGAAGGGAGGAAAACGAUGUUCUCCCGCAACCGCUGCAAUGGACAGGAUGGCACAGGUGUCCCUCAAUAUCCCCGACCCAAAAAGAAAACUUCAGCGCCAAAGAGAAGGCAGCCUAAUCCCAAAGUUGCUCUGGUGUUGCGUGGGAAAAUUCAUCGUUUCUUGCAGGGAUCUGCAGAUCAUUCUGUCCAGCCUUCAGGUCUUUACUGUGCUGGAAUUGAAGAAGAGGAUGAAGAGGGGGAAGAGGAUGUUGAAAAGCUGCAGAGCUACUACAGGAGAGGAUUAGCUUCAGCAGAGGUCUGCUGCUCACCUCAGGUGCCAAAUGGACAUGGGCUGGGAGUGGUUUCUGGGGCAGCUUGUGUUGGGGAAGUGGAGCUAAAUCGAGAAGGAGGCAUCAGAAUUCCUUGCACUUUGCAGCACAACAGUAAUUCUACAGUAGCUCAAAACCAAAUGACCCAAGAUGUAAAUGGGACUACGCUUUUGUCUGGUAGAGGACUUGAUGGUGAGCCUGAAAGACAGACGGAGACUUUGCUGUGCAGGUUAAAUAUGGCGAUGCUGGAUGAAGUUGUGGAGGGGAAUAAUGAAGACUAUAAAGAGGAAGAAUCAAGUGCUAUCGUUGAGCACAUUCUGAAGGAAUUGAGAGGGAUCAAUAAAAUUCAAGAGGAGAUUUCAGACUUGAGGGAGUACCUGUCAUCUGUUCAUGGCUCUGUCGAGGAGGUCUCUAGCUGUGUAGAUGCUGUCCUAAUGGAGAUCGAAUGCAUGCGUUCUGGAAACAAAUCUGGUGUCAAUACUUGGCCAGGAGCAAUGAGUGGCACUGAGGGUCACUCCCUCCAUACACACAAAUCAGAUAACACUGUUAGUAUAGGCUGCUACACUGUUGAAUCCUCAAAUAGCUGUGGUGAUAUACUCUCAGAAUAUCAAGUCGUAGAUGGGAAGCACAAAGAGGCACCAAGGCAGUCAGCUUUCACUAGUGUUGAGACUUCAAACCACAAUGAACAUCAUCCUUUUAUACAAGAAGCAUCUAAUCAAAGGUCUGAUGUAUCUCAAGGUGCAAGGAGAAGGAAGCUUAGCUUCGGUUACCUUGAGCGCCAGGAUGGACAGGACUGUCCGAGCACCAGUUCUCUGUCUUCGGGUCAGAGUUCCAAGUCUGAAUCUGAUCCAGAAAAACCCAACUUUGGACAUGGCAAAGCAGGGGGUGAAAGUCAGACCUGGAACCCAGUGGCUUUAAAACAUAGUGGGAGCGGAGAUAUCUGUUGGAGCGAAGAUGAUUCUUGCUCCAGACAAGGCAGUUUUGAAGAGGUAGAGUGCUGCAUGGGUGAAGUGAGCAGCUGGGACCCAUCAAGAGCUGUAAGUACUUGUAAGAUGGGCACCUCGGAUCAAAUUUCCAUAAGGAGAUUGGAAGCUGUAUGA
This is a messenger RNA of Carassius auratus (goldfish), 2176 nucleotides long. RefSeq lists its product as uncharacterized. The transcript has 3 exons. Bases 764 to 2176 code for a protein of 470 amino acids. The record is from RefSeq and is a predicted model, not a curated record. NCBI's taxonomy places the organism in Eukaryota, Metazoa, Chordata, Actinopteri, Cypriniformes, Cyprinidae.